UACGCCAUAAGCUGAACAAGAGAUGGUGUUGAUGUUAUUAUCUAAAAUUGAUUUCAUUUGUUAUUGAUAAUUUAAUGAAAUCCAAUUGGAUUUAGUGUUAACGUGUUUAAACAUCUUCCCUUCACACCGAUGACUCGAAUUACUGACCCAAAGACCAUCGAUAAUCUCAAUGGUCCAGGUGAUGUUGUUUACCUUCAAUGUCAGUAUUUCAAUGAGACUUUAUGUUCAAAUGGUUAUUGUGGUCCUAAAAAUGUAACUAAGUGCGCACAAGAAUCAACUUCAAAUGGAUUACAGAAAUACUACUGUUACUCUCUUUGGUCAAAUGUUACUGAUGAUUCCACCAACACUUCCGAUGGUUUAAAAAGUGCUGGUCGAGUGACACUUAGACACGCAGGAUGUUUAACUGGUCAUAAUGGUGAUUGUGUCAAUAGUACAACAUGUAUAGCCUCAAGAUACACAAAGGAACAUUAUUUCUGCUGUUGUUAUGAAGAUUUUUGUAACAGAAAUGUUCAUCUUCUUUCAAAUAUACCCGUGCAUUCACCUCAACAAGCGAAAACCUCUGGAUCUGAAUCUGGCUCAAUUGGGAUCUGGUCUUACACUUUGAUACCUUUAGCAAUUUUAACUAUUCUCAUCUUUAUUGUUCUGUAUUACGUUUGGUUUAAACGUCAAAGGAAAGAUCUGAUUCGUUCAAAGCGAUUUGGUGAAGAUGAUGAAAGCGUUUCAAUCGCCAAUCAAAUGAAUGGAAUGAGUAUUAACUCAUGUACAGCAAAUGGAACUAUUAAUUUAACAAGUAACCAUCAUCGUAAUGGUAAUGAUUCAAUAGUCGAACAUGGGAAUCGAAGUAUUCAAUUAAUUGAGAAACUAUCAACUGGACGAUUUGGCUCUGUCUGGAAAGCGAAAAUGAUUUCUCCUCAAACUAUCUACAAAAAGGAUAUCUCAGGGGAGAGAAUCGUUGGCAAUAUUGAUGGUGAUGAUGUAGAUGGAAGUUUAAUUACACCAUCAUCCAUUACUGUUAAUAAUGAUGAGAAAGGAAACAAUCAUAAGAUUGUUGCAGUGAAAAUAUUUCCACCUCAUGAAAGGUCAUCAUGGAUAAGUGAACAACUAGUUUUUAAGACACCACAAAUUGAGCAUGAAAAUAUUUUACGUUUUCUUGGCUCUGAGAAGCGCGAUGAUCCCUCAAAUCCCAACAAUGAGCCUUUAUCUGAAUCUCCAUCAGGAUUCUGGUUGAUAACAGAGUAUCAUGAGUUUGGUUCUCUCUGCGAUUAUUUAAAGAAAAAUACUGUAAAUAUCGAUCAACUUGUUAAGAUAAGUAUUGGCAUUGCUGCGGGUUUAAAUCAUCUUCAUUAUGAAAUUCCCGAAGGAAGUGAGCCAAAGGAAGGUGGAGAAGGAGUUAACAAUCAAGCAAAUUACAAGAUGAAACCAUCGAUUGUACACCGAGACAUUAAAUCACGAAAUGUUCUAUUAAAAGCUGAUUUAACACCUCGAAUUGCUGAUUUUGGUUUAGCUUUAAUCUUUUAUCCUAAUCGUACUCCCGCUGGAUUGGGACAAGUUGGUACACGUCGAUACAUGGCUCCUGAAGUACUUGAGGGAGCCAUUAAUUAUACCCAAGAUUCACUUUAUCGUAUUGAUGUUUAUGCUUGUGGUCUGGUCCUUUGGGAAUUGGUCUCUCGUUGUCGGGGCGAUGACACGCUCACCAGCGAAGAUGAAUCUUCUAAUGGAGUGAUAACAGUUAGCGAAUAUAAAUUACCCUUUGAAGAGGAAGUGGGACAAAAUCCAUCUCUCGAGGAUAUGCAAGAAACUGUUUGUCAAGCAAAGAAAAGGCCAAUAAUCCAACAACAAUGGUUAGAUAAUCCAUCUUUGAAGGUGAUUUGUGAAACCAUCGAGGAAUGUUGGGAUCAAGAUGCAGAGGCGAGGCUCUCUGCCAGUUGUAUAUUGGAAAGAUUUAAGAUCCUGGCAAGAAAUCGAGUAAAUACCAGAUUCUAAUUAGUUUUUCUUCAUCAUCAUCCUCAGCUCUCGUUCUCUCACUCUUCUAGAAAAAAAACCGAGUCAAAAUGUUAAAGAUACUGAAUAUAUAUCUCUCUCUGUGUGUGUAUAUAUAUAUAAUAACAAGAGGGAAAAAAGAAGGCAAAAAAUUAAAAGUAAUUUAAAACUCGAAGGAAAAUCAACAAGACAAUUUAACUAGAGAGAGGAAGAGAUGAAGAUGGAAAUAUUUGGAGCAUCUUUCACACAUUCAUCUCUCUAUCAACGUAUUUUUGCAUCAUUUUUCAUUCAUCAUAAUUUGAUUCAUCUUUUUUCUCUUCAUCAACACUCAAAAUAAUUUUAAUUACUAUAAUCAUCACCAUAACCAUCAACUUGAUGAUUAAAUUUGACCUUUUUCAUCUACUAAUCUCAUAACUCACUCAAUCAAAUCUCUCAUUUUCAUCUCAUCACAAUUAAACUCUAGCAACAAAUUAAUCAUUUGUACGAUAAGAAAUCAACAAUUACUUCUUAUAUUUUGCCUUAUCCUUUCAAUUUCCUCUCUAAAUUUCCCAGUUUUUUUUCUAAUCAUCGUCAUUCAAUUUAGACCAACUGAUAAUCAACAUCUAAUUGAUUUAAAACCCAAACAAAAACUACAGAUUUUUACUGCCACUUGAUUACAAUAUUGUGUUUGUUAUCCUUAAUCAUCUUUAUCCUUUUCCAAAUGAUGAAAUUGGCUCAUUAAAUUUUACCGCUGUCAUGUAAUCAACUGUCACUGAUUGUUGGCUGGUGAUGAUAUAACAGUCACCAUUUAAGGAACGCAAUAGAUAAUGGCUGCUAUCUCAUUUGAUUACAGUUUAAUUAACCUAAUUGUUCACUAACCUCUGAUCAAUUUAAACUCUUACUAGUAAAUCCUGAAUUUCAUUGAUUGUAAUUCAUUCGAAUUUCAGUUUGUUGGAACCAGACGGCUCAUUGUAACCCUGCGCCUGGCGAAUUUAUUGGCUCGAACUGUGGAAGUGACCAGUUACUUUUCCCCUUUUAUCUUGAUUACUUUUGAUUGGUACGUGUUGAGGUCACUCUCUGUCUUAUAACAUAGUCAGUCACCUUACCACUACACAUAUUUCACUUCGUAAACUUUUUACGAUAGUUUGAUCCAAGUUGUCUGCAGUGGCUAGCUUACUAUACAAAGGCAAGUGUAGUCGUGCUACUCCAAGUUGCGGCCCAUCGACUAUCAACCUAUUAUUAUAUGAGUUGGGCUUUAAUGCUCCAGUACUGAACUGAUAUCUCCUGUUCUUUGUAUAAGGUCUACUAACGAAUUAAAUAAAGUAAGAACACAAUUAGAAGAACUUUAACUAAGACAAAUUAACUUUACUAUCCAAUGGUUGAUUAAAUGAUAUUGAUGAAUUACACAGUUUAUUGAUUGUAAUUGUGUUCUUACUUUAUUUAAUUCAUUUAUCACUCAUCAAGUAACUUUUUCACGUUACAUAGGUUAGACACUGAAUGUCAGUCAAUCAGCUACAAUUAGUCAGCCACUGUUACUGUUAUUAUUACCCCGUUCCUAUACCUUUGUAUGUUUCCAUUUCCGUUUACCCAUUAAACUUUAUUCAACAUCAUUGCCUGCGUGUAACUUGUAAGAUCACUAUUGAGCAACAAUCUCAUCUCCAACAUGGUUCAACGUAACCAGGAAGGAGAAAUGAUACCGCUAAUGGAAUAACAAUAAUCUUUAUGAUGGGAACAAUUUAAUUGUUGGUAAAGAAUGAAGAUAACAUUUCCUUUCCUGAUGACUUGAGACAAGUGGAUUUACUAGUGAAUUUUAUUUCAAUUAUUUUCUUUUCUCCGUUAAUUUUCAUGUAAUUUAAUGAUUGUUUUAGAGAAAGAAAACCAAGAGACGAUUAGUCCUAUUUUCCUCCUCUAA
Molecule: messenger RNA, 3871 nt
Organism: Panonychus citri (citrus red mite)
Lineage: Eukaryota; Metazoa; Arthropoda; Arachnida; Trombidiformes; Tetranychidae
Product: activin receptor type-2B-like
Exons: 3
Coding region: 130-1983 (617 amino acids)
Biological process (GO): cellular response to growth factor stimulus; protein phosphorylation; activin receptor signaling pathway
Cellular component (GO): activin receptor complex; plasma membrane
Molecular function (GO): metal ion binding; activin binding; ATP binding
Source: RefSeq, a predicted model, not a curated record